Molecule: messenger RNA, 8164 nt
Organism: Cavia porcellus (domestic guinea pig)
Lineage: Eukaryota; Metazoa; Chordata; Mammalia; Rodentia; Caviidae
Gene: Sema3a
Product: semaphorin 3A
Exons: 19
Coding region: 423-2861 (812 amino acids)
Biological process (GO): motor neuron axon guidance; positive regulation of neuron migration; semaphorin-plexin signaling pathway
Cellular component (GO): plasma membrane; glutamatergic synapse; axon
Molecular function (GO): neuropilin binding; semaphorin receptor binding; DNA binding
Source: RefSeq, a predicted model, not a curated record
CUUCGUACACAAUUACUCAAUCCACCGUAAGGCUCUCUAAUAGGAAACAAGUGUGACAGCGCAAGCCGCUUUCUGCCCCCGCCUCCCUCUCAGCCAGAGUCAGGAGCUCUAAUAGAGAUGGAGCCCGGUGGGUCCGCCCAGGUGUGGUGACAUGAUAGAAGCCCGGGCAGCGGGACUGCGCUCUUGCUGAAGUUCAGCGCUGCAUCCUGAGGGCGCCUGGCAGCCUGCAGGCUGCUCCUCGCUCAGCCAGAGGCAGAGGCAGCGUGCUCCUGGCCAGCCCCUCCAUCUCUCCCGGAACAGAACAGAGCAGGCCACCUGGAGCCGGGUGACAGGAGCCCAGGGCCCGCGGCAUGUGGACAAAGGACAGCAGACGCAGAUACCUAACGUGUUCAGGUCCCUAGGAUAGCCCGUGGACUCAACAAAUGCACCUCAGGAAGCAAGGCAUUUCCCUAGACGAAGUUUCCAGAUUGUUUGAACUUCUCUGGCCGCACAGCAGCGCGGGCAGGAAGGUGGCGGCCGGGAGGACCCACGGCGCCUGCAGCAUGGGCUGGCUGGCCGGGCUGCUCUGCGUCUUCUGGGGAGCGUUACUCUCGGCAGGAGCAAACUACGCACACAGCAAGAACAAUGUGCCAAGGCUGAAAUUCUCCUACAAAGAGAUGCUGGAGUCCAGCAAUGUGAUCUCAUUCCACGGCCUGGCCAACAGCUCCAGCUACCACACCUUCCUGCUGGAUGAGGAGCGGGGCCGGCUGUACGUUGGGGCCAAGGAUCACAUAUUCUCCUUCAACCUGGUCAACAUCAAGGAUUUCCAAAAGAUCGUGUGGCCAGUGUCUUACACCAGAAGAGAUGAAUGCAAGUGGGCUGGGAAGGACAUCCUGAAAGAAUGUGCUAAUUUCAUCAAGGUGCUGAAGGCCUACAAUCAGACUCACUUGUACGCCUGCGGAACCGGGGCAUUUCACCCAAUUUGCACCUACAUUGAAGUUGGACAUCAUCCUGAGGACAACAUUUUUAAACUGGAGGACUCACACUUUGAAAACGGCCGUGGGAAGAGUCCGUACGACCCCAAACUGCUGACGGCAUCUCUUCUAAUAGAUGGAGAGCUGUACUCCGGCACCGCCGCUGACUUCAUGGGGCGAGACUUCGCCAUCUUCCGGACCCUCGGGCACCACCACCCCAUCAGGACGGAGCAGCACGACUCGCGAUGGCUCAAUGAUCCCAGGUUUGUCAGUGCCCACCUCAUCCCAGAGAGCGACAACCCGGAGGAUGACAAAGUAUAUUUUUUCUUCCGUGAAAAUGCAAUAGAUGGAGAACAUUCCGGAAAAGCUACUCACGCUAGAAUAGGUCAGAUAUGCAAGAAUGACUUCGGGGGACACCGCAGCCUGGUGAACAAGUGGACCACCUUCCUCAAGGCUCGGCUGGUCUGCUCGGUGCCCGGACCCAACGGCAUCGACACGCACUUUGACGAACUGCAGGAUGUAUUCCUGAUGAACCCCAAAGACCCUAAAAACCCAGUUGUCUACGGCGUGUUUACCACCUCCAGUAACAUCUUCAAGGGGUCAGCCGUGUGCAUGUACAGCAUGAGCGACGUGAGGAGAGUGUUCCUAGGCCCCUACGCACACAGGGACGGCCCCAAUUACCAGUGGGUGCCCUACCAGGGCAGGGUUCCCUACCCACGACCAGGAACCUGUCCCAGUAAGACGUUUGGCGGGUUCGACUCCACCAAGGACCUUCCUGAUGAUGUCAUAACCUUUGCAAGAAGCCACCCGGUCAUGUACAACCCGGUGUUCCCCGUAAACAACCGCCCAAUAAUGAUCAAGACAGACGUGAAUUACCAGUUCACGCAAAUCGUUGUGGACCGAGUAGAUGCAGAAGAUGGCCAGUACGACGUCAUGUUUAUCGGAACAGACGCUGGGACUGUGCUCAAGGUCGUCUCUAUCCCCAAGGAGACCUGGCAUGACUUAGAAGAAGUCCUCCUGGAAGAGAUGACAGUUUUUCGGGAACCUACGGCUAUUUCUGCGAUGGAGCUCUCCACCAAGCAGCAACAGCUCUACGUGGGCUCGGCCAGCGGGGUGGCCCAGCUGCCUCUGCACCGCUGUGACAUCUACGGCAAGGCCUGUGCCGAGUGCUGCCUGGCCAGGGACCCCUACUGCGCCUGGGAUGGGGCCUCCUGCUCCCGCUACUUCCCCACGGCCAAGAGACGCACAAGACGACAAGACAUAAGAAACGGAGACCCGCUGACGCACUGCUCAGACCUCCAGCACCACGAUGCUCCCCUCGGGCACAGCCUGGAGGAAAGGGUCAUCUACGGCGUGGAGAACAGCAGUACUUUCCUGGAGUGCAGCCCCAAGUCCCAGCGCGCGCUGGUGUACUGGCAAUUCCAGAGGCGGAAUGAGGACCGGAAAGAGGAGAUCAGAGUGGACGACCACACCGUCAGGACCGAGCAGGGCCUGCUGCUGCGCAGCCUGCAGCGCAAGGACUCGGGCACCUACCUGUGCCUCGCCGUGGAGCACGGGUUCAUGCAGACUCUGCUCAAGGUGACGCUGGAGGUCAUCGACACGGAGCACCUGGAAGAGCUCCUGCACAGGGACGACGACGGGGACGAGUCCAAGACCAAAGAGAUGGCCAACGGCAUGACCCCCAGCCAGAAGGUCUGGUACAGAGACUUCAUGCAGCUCAUCAACCACCCCAACCUGAACACCAUGGACGAGUUCUGUGAGCAGGUUUGGAAAAGGGACCGCAAGCAACGGCGGCAAAGGCCAGGCCACACCCCAGGGAGCAGCAACAAGUGGAAGCACUUACAGGAAAGCAAGAAAGGGCGAAACCGGAGGACCCACGAGUUUGAGAGGGCACCCAGGAGUGUCUGAGCUGCGCUCCCUCUAGAAACCUCAAACGGAUAGCAACUUGCCUAGACAAUAACUGGAAAAACGCAAUAUCCAUGCACUCUUUCCAUGGCAUUACGUGGGUGUUUACAAUGGUGCAGAAUUCAACUGAGUUCCACCAGUUAUAAAUUAAAUCAUGAGUAACUUCCUCACAGGCUUUCUUCCUGACAUCACACCCAAAACCAGUCGUGAGCGGACACGGAUCACCACAGCGGACCGAGCGUCUCCUAGGAGAAUCCACUGUACAAGUUCCACCUCCUCCUUUGCCUGAGAAACACAAAUGUCACGUGCCCUGUGGCCAUCGACCGGAGAAAAACUGCAUCAGCAAGCCAUUGUGCUGAACUAGGGGUUUAAAGUAAACUGCAUGGAUUUACUGAGUUGAUAAAUAUUCCAAACCGUGGUUGGAUGCAGAGAUAUUUUUUGUCUACCAGCACUCAUGUUUGUAUGUACUGAAGGAGAAAAGAGGUACUGAAUGAAAUGGUCUGUGGAAAUAUAAAACACAUAAACCAUCUAGCGUCCAGAGGCAAAAUGGAAUACACUGAUCUACUACUGAUGUCUUCUUUCAGCUUUGACCUAAAGAUGUAUUUUAUUAAAACUAUAAUUUAAAUGUACCAUGACAAAUAUGCAGUAAAAAUUAGCUGUUUUCUAAGCUAGAGUAGUUUUUUGUCUUAUAAUUAUUGUGCUAUAUCGUUUGUUUUUAAGAUUCCGAUUGUGUGCUGCUUUUGUUGAUGUUUUGUUUUUAGUUCUGUGAGAGGGAUAGCUGGUAUUGUUCUGGAUACACAUACAUUAGGAGCCAUCAAUCCUACAACCAAAAUAUAAAUUAUGCUUUAUUUUUUUUGAGGAAAUCAAGCAAAUGAAAGCUGUUCACACUUUCCCUUCUUUAAAGAUUACCUAAUUUUAACUUGCAUAAUGUUCUUUCAAAAACAGAAUAUAACCAGCAAGAAAAGAGAAAAAAUUGAUUUCCUAAAUGCAUUUUAUUCUAUAUAAAGGAUCAAAGGAAUGAAAAUGAUCUGUAUGCUUUGCUAAAAUAAUAAGCAUCAUCUUAAUAUAGCUGAUGGAAAAUGUCUCCAUUUCAGUGCUUGGAUUUCAGCAUUGUGUGUGAGACAUAAAUAUCCUCCUAUAAUUCCACAAGGAAUUAAAUGGAUCACUUAGUGAUUCUAGAAAAGACAGAGAAAUCAGUAAAUGGCAGAAUGAGUCUUACUGACAGAUUCCUCAACUGUUUCCUUCUGAAUUAGCUCCCCUUAUCUCACCUUGCUUAUAAAAAUAACCCAUAUUAAAAACACCCGGUCCUUUCCCUGUCUGUGGGCAUGGCUUUUCUAUGCACUAGUUUCCAAGAAGGCCCUGAACUUCAAAACGGUAAAACACUUUGUUUGCCUCUGUAAUUUUCAGACUUAGGUAAAAGACUUGUCACCAAGAGUUUGCCCUGGUUGUUGUCCUGAAGAGAUCCUUUGAGCAUCUUAGGCACAGGGUGUUCAUCCCUGUAUCCUGGGCUUUGGCACUGCCCAGUGUCAUCAGGAACUCUUCCCUGAGCCCUUGGAGAGGCCUAGGACAGCACGGAAAACAAGCUUCCUGCUAAUUAAAGAAGCGACACUGAAAUGUAGCUCCAGUUGUCACGGGACUCUAAUUAACUCAGCAUAAAUUUCUCACCUCAAACAACAGCAAAUCCGUAUUCCCCGUCAGCUGAACUAUUUUCCAGAUGGGAGCUCAUGUUUCAGUUUUAAUGAUUAUUUGAAUAAACAAUUUGUUGACAUUUGUUUCAAAUAAAAGCCUAAAAAUUAUCUACGUCCAAUUUUAGGCACCACUGACUAAAAUGUCGCUUUUUGGGGGGAAUAAUUUUCGAGGGAAGUGGAACUGGAAAGCAAGUUUCAGCCCACACUACUGUACAGGAAAUAGUACUUGGAAUAUAAAUCAAGCAAUCAAGAAUGCUACAAAUAUAGCUCACUUUUUUAUACUUUAGUACAGUAUCUUCACUGUAUUAAAAUUCAGUGUUGCAUUUCAUUCUAAAUUUGCAGCUGAAACAGAUUUAUUUGCAAUAACAAAAGUAUUUUAUUUCUUUUUACUACUUAAGAAUAAAAGGAUUUGAAGGAGUACAGAUUGUAUAACUUCAUGGAUACCUUCCAAAUCCGAAAGCAUUUUGCUUAGCAUUACAAAAUAUCAAUAGAAAAAGUCUAGAUUUUAAUUCAAAGUAUCAAACGCAAAGAAGUCUACUGGCAUGCCUUUAUAAACCAUCAAGUCUAAGGUUUUGAAAAAAAAUAUAAAUAUAGUGUGCAGGUAACUAAUUUCCACCACAGUACAGUCUUCUGCCAGCGCAUAUGGAGAGGAGCAGUUUUCAGGAAAAUGAAUCCAUGCCCCAGAUUCACAGUUGCCGCCAUACACAUGCAUCAUCAGAGAUGGCACUGGGUAAAAAGAGACACACAACCUUCAGCAGAUACAGUGGCAACCAUAGAGUACAAAGGGAUGCAUGUCAGAAAGGAAGUCCUGGCCAGGGAAACAAAUAUAGAUGCAUGUAAUUGCACACUUACUGCUUCUUUUAAUGCAUCAUUCAGUGAAUUUGGUGAUAUGUGUUUAGUAUUUUUUCUACCUACACAUGAGGCAAAAGAGAUGUAAAUAGUCUUAAACAGAAGAGGAAGAGCAGUGUAAAACACGAGUCUCUGUAGGUAUUCCACUGCAGGUGUUCGGCGUCACCCCGAAACAAGGCUCUCCUACACAGGGGCAGGGGUUUCUGUGCUCCCUCAGGCCACAAGGUGUGUGCCCACUGAGUAAGCAUGCUUUUUGCCAGAUAGUAAUAUGUUCCAACCUAUACUUAUCAUUGCAUUUCAGAUGGGAACUAAAAAACUGGAGAGUCCAAUGUAAUGAAACUGCUGCUGUAAAUUAUUCCUUUUAGCAUGUAUUCAGUUGCUAAAUACACAUUUCUUCAAAAUAUUUGAAUUCAGAUGUCUUUACUGUUCCCUGUAACAUAUGGUGUUAAGGAACAUAAGCUUAGGAGAUUUCGAGAACCAGAAUCUGCUUGAUCUCUAAUCAGCUAAUGGAUUUCUUCAUUGUCAUCAUCUGUAAGUUGGAUUCUAUAUUUAUGGUGAUGAUACAGAUUUUUAUGCCUUUUAAAUUAAAUAUUGUUCCUUUUUAUGUAGUAUCUAAAAAUACAGGAAUGAAAUUCUAUUAUAUGUCAUUUUCAUAGUAAGUUUGGGUUCGUUCAGGAUCUGCGGAGAUGUCACACUAUUUUUAUUGUUGUUACCUAACCUGAAGGUCUUAGGGAAACAUCUGAUCACUAUAAGGUCAUUAGUAUAACAUCUGGAAUCCUUGUCCUAUGAAUUGAUUUUUAACACGAUUUCAGUUUAAUGGAAACCUAUCAGGUUUCACAGCUUCAGACAUAUUCAGCAACUAGAAUUCAACAUCUCCUUAUUGUAUAACGACAUAUUAGAUAUAAACUCACAUGCCAAAGGCUCCGUGUUUCUAUUUUAUCUUUGUCUGUAAUCAUUAUUUAAAGCCAAUGUUAAUGUUUGCAAAAUACAUGUUUCCAUAAAGAGGAAAACAUUAUUUUUCAAAGAGUCUGCCAAAAUCCUACUAGUUUGUUUGAUUUCCUUCAGUGUUGGUGUGCUAGCUAAUUAAAAAGAUGUACAUUUUUUAGACUAAUGGAUCAAAGGACCCCUAAGAGACAGGACCUGGAGCUGCACAGGUGGGGCUUCCAGCUCAAGGCUGUUUGCACAAUGAACCAAACCAAAGACAACAUCAUCUUCGAUUCCCGUAUGAGGCACACACAGGCAGGGCACAGGGCCACACGGGAAAGGUCAUCUGAGCCGCAAGACACUGGGCUUGUGAGCAUGUGUCCUUUACAACCAGGACUGUGCCUUUCCAGAAGUGUCCUGAUGUUCGUUUUCGAUUCUACACUGCCAACGGGAGGAGAAGGCGCUUGGAGAAGCGAACGUAACUGCAUCCUCAGAGUUCGCAGAGGAGUGAGGGAAACAGACAGGGUGCCCACCUCCCUGUCUGCGAGUCUUUCCAGACCCGGCUGGCCCCAGCCCAUGCCAGCCUCCCUCUGUGCCACACCUGUGCCUCGAGUGUACUCUGCAUGGCUCCACAUUGUUCAUGGCCUGUUUCCAGACCAGGCGCUGCCUGAAACACAGGUUUAAAUCUCACCUGUCUCUGCCCCAGGGCCUAGCAAGAUGCCACGAGCAGAGGAGGAGCUCAGGAAAGAGCCACUGCACAUGUGUGCAGUGCGGACUUGGAGCUCACAGCAGAAGUGCUAGAGACGAGGAGGAGCAAGGAGCUGCUGUGCGCGGAGGGCAGAGGCAAAGUCACUCGAGAGCUGUGACUCGGCCAGAGGAUGGAGCAGGCGAGCAGAGGGGAGGAGGGCAGCCUGGGUGAGGAAGUCAGGGGGAUGGGCAGCGGUGAGCCAAGAGCCUAUGCCCACUGCAAGCCUUCCACUCGCAGAGCACAGGCCCUAAGGGCCGUGGAAAGUGCCCUGGCAUGGGCUGAGGGUGCACUUGUCGGCCUUUUUUGGGCUCCGGUUCAGUGGCCUCAGUCAGAGACCACGUGCUCGGCCCUGGAACAGGGUGACAGGUUCCAGCUCCCUCUUCCCCACACUCUCCAUCCUCUCUUAUCACAGCCACCCUUUCCUGAGCCCAGCCAGAGCCUUAGUACUGGGCAGUGACCAUGCCACCUCCAGACUAGACCUCACGCCAGGUCAGCCUACCAGGCAGCUGCUGGAAUUCUGCAUUCCACCAAUACAGGGGAGACCUGUGUCAGGUCAGCCCCUCUGUGCUCUGUCUCAGCGUGGUUCUCUGUUGCGCUCCACUGAUCUGCUCUAGUGUUGGGGCCCAUGGCCAGCAGGUCCCAGCCUGUCUUGCUGAUUAGCAGUGUGGAUCUGCAGAAGGAGAAUUAACAUGUGAAGUCUGUGCUUUGUUUGUUCAAGGGAUACCCUGGUCGGGGUAAUUGAUGGCUAGACAAAGCUGCUGGCAAGAUUAGCACACACAGGCAGACUUCUACAUUUUACACAAAAAUUAAAAAAAAUAAAAAGAGGGCUAGCUUCAUUUUGAAUCUGUCAACUCACCCCACCAUUAAAUUAAACUGUCAUGUUUUCUCUCAUAUAACAAAGGAAUGUAUUUUAUUUCUCUUAAUCUAAACAUUAUACUUGCAGAUGCAAUGUUUAUUUAUAUAGUACCUAAGCCAAAGUUCUCCCAAAUGUGUUCAAGUCAUCACAACUUGAGUAAUUCUGACGUCUCAAGCUUCUCCCUUUCCUUUGUAAACCUCGCGGGAGCAUUAGACCUCAAGUAAAUACAUUUGAAAAUCUG